Messenger RNA from Parascedosporium putredinis, 1494 nucleotides. The record is from the annotation of a GenBank genome assembly. NCBI's taxonomy places the organism in Eukaryota, Fungi, Ascomycota, Sordariomycetes, Microascales, Microascaceae.
AUGAGCAAGGGGGUGGAUGAUCAGCAGCGGCUGGCCAUCAUGCUUGGAGGGGCAGCUUUCGCUGACCAGGAAAAAGAGAGGAGGUGCCCGUCGACGAGCAGCCCAGCGCCGCUGCCCGCCGCCGCCGCCGCCGCCGCUGAGCCGGCGAGCGAAGAAACGGCCGUUGCCGAGGAAACCGUCACCGAGACCAAGUCCGAAGGGGACGAAAAGACGGAGGAAAAGAAUGGCAGGGAGGAAGAGGAGGAGCUCAAGUCGAACAAGGUGACGCUGGCGGACCUGUCGGCCAAGGGCACGGCUCUGUACGUGAAGAAGAAGUACGAGGAGUCGGCCGAGUGCUUUGCCACGGCGGCGGAGAUGCAGGCGGAGCUCAACGGCGAGAUGAGCCCGGACAAUGCGGAGAUUUUGUUCCUUUACGGCAGGAGCCUGUUCAAGGUUGGGCAGGCGCAGAGCGACGUGCUCGGGGGCAAGGCGUCCUCGGCGGAGAAGCGGCAGAAGAAGGCGCCGGCCGCCGAGAAGAAGAAGAAGAGCAAGCCGCAACAGCAGGAGCAGGAGCAGGAGCAGCCCGAAGCCAAGGCUGGGGAGGCGGGCGAGGCGAGCGGGUCCAAGGGUGAGGAAGAGGGGGAGAAGAAGGGUGAGGUCGAGGUUCCUGGCGCCAAGAAGCCCCUGUUCCAGUUUACGGGAGAUGAAAACUUUGAAGAUUCGGAUGAGGAUGACGCAGAGGGAGGCGAGGAGGAAGAAGAAGAAGAGGAAGACGACGACCUUGCGGUAGCCUUCGAGAUUCUCGACCUCGCGAGGGUGCUCUACGCGAAGAAGCUCGAACAGCUCGAGUCGGGCGAGAUCAAGGAGGGCGAGGGCGAGCCCAUCCUCACGCACGUCAGGGAGCGCCUCGCCGACACGCACGACCUGCUCGCCGAGAUCUCGCUCGAGAACGAGCGGUACCCCAACGCCAUUACCGAUUCGCGCGCCUCGCUCAACUCUCCUCGCCCUCGAGAGCAGCGCGACGAGGCGGUCAAGGAGCUGGAGCUGGCGAUUGAGAGCACGAAGCUCAAGCUUCAGGGCAAGGAGGUGGAUCUUGCGACCAUGGCGUCUCCGGAUGAUAAUGAGCUUACGCGGCAGCAAAUUACCGAGGUCAAGGAGAUUAUUGCGGAUAUGGAGCAGCGAUUGGUGGAUCUCCGUGGACCUCCCAUUAACCUCGAAGAGACCCUCUACGGCGACAAGGGCAUCGCCGGCAGCCUCAGCGGCAUUCUUGGCGCCGCGGCCGGCGCUACCAGCGCCGAGAAGCAGGCCGCCAUCGAGGAGGCCAAGAAGACGGCCACGGAUCUCACCUCGCUCGUGCGCAAGAAGCAAAAGGACGAGGCCAAGCCGCCCCAGGAAGCUGAGGCGUCCAACGGGGCCAAGGGAGCCAAUGGCGAGUCCAACGGCAAGCGCAAGGCCGAGGAUGAUGCCGAGCCCGAGGAGUUGAAGAAGGCUAAGCUUGAGGAGGCGACGGCGUAA